This is a messenger RNA of Pantherophis guttatus, 2844 nucleotides long. The record is from RefSeq and is a predicted model, not a curated record. Lineage: Eukaryota; Metazoa; Chordata; Lepidosauria; Squamata; Colubridae.
CCUGCCCAGCCUCGCCGGCAAGCCAGAAACUUUGGGAAAAGUUUUUUUUUUCCCCCUCCCCUCUAAGCUGCGGCGGCCGGAGGAGCAGCGUUCGAGUCCCGUCCUCUGGCUGCCCAGAGCCGCCUUGUGGUGAGCUCCGGCCGGGGAUGCUCUCUCGGGUCGGCGGCGGGGAGGGUCGGCUGGUCGCCCCGUUCCUCUGCUGGCUGCUGCUGGGGCUGAGCGGGGCGGCGGGGGCGCCGACGGAGCUGCGGGUUCGAGUGCGGCUCCCCGACGGGCAGGUGACGGAGGAGAGCCUGCAGGCGGACAGCGGCGCCGACAGCGUCAGCCUGGAGCUCCGCAAGAGCGACGGGACCCUCGUCACCCUGGCUGCCGACUUCAAGCAGGAGGUAAAGAUCUUCCGAGCCCUGAUCCUCGGGGAAUUUGAACGGGGACAGAGCCAGUUCCAAGCUCUUUGCUUUGUCACCAGGUUGCAUCGCAACGAAAUCAUUCCCAGCGAGUCCAUGGCCAAACUACGACAAGUAAGAAGGUUGCAUCCCAAACCCCACUUCCCUCUAGCACUGAUAACGUUACCUAGUUGGGUCAUGAAACAUCUGCAAGAAAACAAGGAUCAUCAGCCACCAAGUUUAAGAUUGAUAUCAGGGAUGGAAAUGCUGAUGUCCCUCCAUUUUUUUUUCUCCUUGCCAGAAAACCCACAGACGGUGCGGCAGGCAGAGGAGGUCCGUGCGCUCGAGCACCUCAGCAUGGAUGUAGCUGUCAACUUCAGCAAAGGGGCCCAGUUGAGCUCUCACAUCUACAAUAUCUGUUCGGAGGCCAAGGAGACCAUCUACAGCCGAGAAGAAGAUGUGAAGUUCUGGAUGGAGAAAGGGGUGGACGGCUCCAUGUUUGAGGUCCUGCCUCAGUCUGCCGACCUACCUGGCCUGCAACAUUGCCGGGUCUGCCCAGACCAUUGGAAACCUUGCAUCUGCAGCUACGCCUUGAACAUUGAGUGGUAUCCCUGCAUGCUGAAGUAUUGCAAGAGCCGAGAUGCAGCUGGAAAGACAACCUCUUACAAGUGUGGCAUCCGCAGCUGCCAGAAGGCCUACAGUUUUGAUUACUACGUGCCCCAGAAGCAGCUCUGCCUGUGGGAUGAAGAGACUUAGCAGGACAGCUGAGCAGCCAUCUUGUUUUUUUGGACUGGGAGAACUUGUCUUCAACCUUCCUUCCUGGAGCUCUGGGUAGGACUACCAAGGUGGCCACCUGGGACUGAAAAAAGGAAGGGGUACGGCAUGGAGGGAGGGAGGGAGAACCCCUGUGAGAUGCCUCCUAAGCAUGUUUUGGAGUGAGUCUCUCCAUCUUCGCCUGUAGAAGGAGGCAUCUUCAGAUUUACAGGCAGAGACUACAAUCAAUGUAAUGUUGUCAAAAGAUGGAGAACAACAAAAUGAAGACUGUUCUCCAUCUUGACUUGACUUUUGAAGCUUCUUGACCACAAUCAGAUUUGUGCCUGCUUUUUUGUUGUUGUUUUUUAAAAAAUGAAGACAAAGAGGAUAGAUGUCCUUCCUGGACAAUCUCCUAGAAAGGAUUAGACACCAAGUAGGUAGCAGAAUGGAUAGAGGACCUUCCAGACAAAGCUUGUGAGCUUCCAGAAUGUUCUACAGUUGCUACCUGGAGCCCCCAGAAGGAGGAAACUUAAAGCCAUGAUGACGUCGGAAUCUGGAAGGACAUCACACUGAUAUCCUACAUCAUUUUAUGCAAGAAUAAGAGAUUAUUCGAGAAGGCUGUAGGACAGCUGGUCUCCUACAACCGACUGUCAGUUACCACUAUGCCAUGUGCUUCCAGUGACCAGUAUCCAAGGGAUUAUGCCAUCCCUGGACAGCUUUGACGAUGGCAGUUUGCCAAAAUGCCUCUGAUGUAGAUAUGCUGCGUAAUCAUCUGGGUGGAUCACCGAGCCCAACUCUUGGUUUCAAUUGGCUCCUUAAUGCCAGAGGAGGUGGGAAUGUAGAUCUCUGGCCUCUUAAGGGUGCCAAUCCCUCAUCACUCUGCCUUAAUAAGAGAUUGUACCCACCUCACUUCCAGGGACCGAAGAUUGCAGACAAUCAGAUCCAUUUUAAAGAGAGAUCCCUAAGCCCUUCCAAGCCAGGACGUCCCCAGGACCUUCCUUUUCUUCUGAUUGGAAAGUCAACUGCUUACUUUCUAAUCUCUUUCUGUACCUCCUCUCCCACAAAAUUGUGAUUGGACAGAGCAAUGCAGUGUGUGUCUGUGUGUGUGUGUGUGAGAGAGAGAGAGAGAGAGGGAUGGAGGGAGGGAGGGAGAGAGAGAGAGAGAGAGAGAGAGAGAAUAUUAAACUAAGGGGAGCCACAAUAUGUCCAAGUAUGAAUGCCCCAAAUAUUGCAGAAAAAGUAGCAGAAUGUUUGGGUUACAGGAAUGGACGAGAUACCCAGAUACGAUAUGGGAAAGCAGCAGAAGUGUGAUGUUGCGUACGGUCAGUUCACACCUGGCUCUUUGUCCCUCAGUUAAGACAAAGUAGCAUCCUUUGAAGACCCAUCGAAGAAGCCAAUGGUGAAAUGGAAAAAAUUAUUGCUACCAGUUCUGUGGACAUGGCUUGGUGGGCGUGGCUUGCUGGGCGUGGGCCAUAUGACUGGGUGGGCGUGGCCAACUUUUUUUUUUUUUACUUUUUUAAAGCAUUUUUUACUACCUAUUCGCUGGAACCGGUAGUAAAAAAAAAAUCUUUAAAAAAGAAAAAAAAGGUUCCGAUGCUCGAGCGGCACAGCUGAUUAACAACAGCUGAUUGACAAUCAGCUGUGCUUGCACGAUCCUUUUUUUUUUUUAAAAGAUUUUUUUACUACCGGCUCCGGCAAAUAAGUAGUA